GACUUACUCCUUGCGCUUGAUUAGAUUGCACUUACGAGGACAAGAAACGAAGGGGCAAAAUUAAAAGGCCAAGAUACCAGAAGGAAAUUUGUCCAAGCUGAACAGGCUGACCGUUCAUGCGCGCACUGACGUUGCUUCGUUCCGAAAGCAUAGCUCGGAAACGAUGGCCAGUCUCCGACUAUCCGGACUUGUUUCCAACUAGAACUGGCUUCAGGCAUAUGGGGGUGCGUGGACCAAGUAGUAGAACGAACAAACUAAAACGAAAAAGUGAAGGUUACGACGGUAUAUCGUGGCAUGGCUCUGUGCGCACGACUAAUCCUUUUCUCGCGUGGCGCUUCCAAUGCAUUCUAGGAAUGAGCGGUUCAGUUGUUUGGUCUGAAGCUGAGAAACCUCGGCUAACUCGAUUUGGGAAGACCUAUCCGACCCAAUUCCAGCAUAACCCAGCUUUAUCUCUCUCCGCAUCAUGCAAGCGUGGACGUUUUCCUACGUGUUUGUUGGACUUUAAGCCCUGUUCUCCCAUUGCCGAACACGUUAGCAUCGGGGGAGAAGCAGGGAUGAUUGCGUUCAUCAAUAUUAUUAGCUAUUACGCCACUGAACCGACUGGCGAGAAUUCUUGGUAACAUACUGACAUCAUCAUUUCCACGCCAACGUCGGUCGAGUUCACAAUGUCUCAUUUUCUGAUUAUUCGGUUCCUGCGGACCCUGCAGAACGGCUGCGAAA
This is a messenger RNA of Cantharellus anzutake, 720 nucleotides long. RefSeq lists its product as uncharacterized. The transcript is spliced from 2 exons. The coding region runs from base 117 to 620 and encodes 167 amino acids. The record is from RefSeq and is a predicted model, not a curated record. Lineage: Eukaryota; Fungi; Basidiomycota; Agaricomycetes; Cantharellales; Hydnaceae.